Messenger RNA from Knipowitschia caucasica, 630 nucleotides. The record is from the annotation of a GenBank genome assembly. NCBI's taxonomy places the organism in Eukaryota, Metazoa, Chordata, Actinopteri, Gobiiformes, Gobiidae.
AUGAUGGUUCAGUCCCAGAGUGGAGAUGUCUGCCUGGCCCUAGAGCCCACAGACUUACCCUCCGAUGCGCUGCCCCUGGACAUCCGUUCAAGCCUGAAGGUCUUUGGUCCACGCCUGGCGGAUAGAAAGUUCUCCACCAACUCUGCGGCUUCACGCCCAGAGCGUGGGAGAUUGGGGCUCCACUUCUUCCUGUUGAUGUACAUGGGGGUGUUGAGGACCACGCCUCGCAACUUCGGUCAGGCCCUCUCUGAGUCGGUGAACCUGUACCUCCAUCUCCUGCCAUCGUUCCUCCUGCUUCUGCGUUUCUUCAUUCCAACGCUUGCUCAGGUCAGACUGGAACCCAUUGGCGAGCCGGUGAGACUAGAAUGGUUCAGUCCUGAAGGCGAUCGCAUCGUGGCGUCGCGGAGGAUGGCCCUGCACACAGAGUCGUCCAGAUCGCGGCUCAUCAUUUACAACGCCAUCAUCGAGGACGCAGGGAUAUAUCGAUGCCAGGCAACGGACGCCAGCGGACAUACGGUGGAAGCAUCUGUAGUCCUGGAGAUAUACCUCCCUAAAGGUGUAGGAGAGCAAACCAAGGAAGGGGAUGUCUUCAAUUCUUAUGAAGGUUGGUUUGACAAAAACAAAAUGUGA